GCGGUGCCAGCGGCGGGGGCGGCACCGGGAGCUGCUGCGGGCUCCGUGCCGGUACCGGUGCCAGUCCCGGGAACUGCUGCGGGCUCGGGGCCGGUACCGGGAGCUGCUGCGGGCUCGGGGCCGGUGCCGGUCCGGAGGUCCCAGCCAUGCUGAGCCGUCUGGGAGCGCUGCUGCAGCAGGCGGUGGAGACGCGGGAGCCCAGCGUGGACCUACUGGAAGCCUUCACCGAGCACUGGAGGGGCAUCACCGGCUACUACCUGGAGGCCACAGACGAGAGCACCCCAGCUCUCCGCACGGACAUUCCGUGGCGGCUCCGGCAGCUCUUGGACAUCCUGGUGUACGAGGAGCGGCAGCGGCCGGCGGGAGAACCGGGACCGUGCCUGGAAUUCCUGCUCCAGCACAAACUGCUGGAAACCCUGGCAACCUUGGGAAAGGCCGAGUACCCCCCCGGGAUGAGGCAGCAGGUCCUGCUCUUCUUCAGCCGCGUCCUGGGGCAGCUGCAGCAGCCGCUCCUGCACUACCUGAGCGUGCACCGGGCCGUGCAGAAACUGCUCCAGCUGCAGAACGUAAAGAGCAUCCUGGAUGGGAGCAGAGCCCCGGAGCCUCGGGACAGCCCCAGGGAGGAGGAUUUGGAGCAUCCCCCGGGCACUGCUGCCAGCUCCCCUCCAGCGCAGCCCUCCCCGGCCCGCAGGGACAGGAGCCUCGUCACCUGCCUGCUGGGGCUGUGCCAGAGCAAGAAGAGCCGGGUGGCGCUGAAGGCUCGGGAGAACCUGCUGCUGCUGGCGGGGCUGCGGCAGGAGGCGGCUGCCAGCUGCCUGGUGAGGGGCAGUGCCCUGUGCCAGCUGCUCGCGGGACACCUCUGUGACCUCUACAGCGCCGUGCCCGCUGGCACCGACCCCGCUGAUGUCCUCGCCAUGGACAGGGGCAGCUGGAGGGCGCAGGGGGACGGGGACGGGGACGGGGCUUUUCCCGGGAAGGAGAGCCUGGCUGAGUUCCUGAGCUGGCUGGACUUCGUGGAUGAGUUGGUGAUGGGCGCCCACCCGCUCGUGGCCGAUGCCAUCACCGAGGCCGUGGAGGAGAAGUUUUUCCAGGGAAUCCUGCAGCCGCAGCUCCUGCAGAUGUCGGAGCUGGCCGUGCUGGGCACCACGGCCGUGCUGACGGGCACGGUGCGGCAGCUCCGCUCUCCUGCCCUGCUCCACCGCCUCGUCCUCUUCCUGCUGGGGCCCCAGCGGCACCCCGAAACCCCCGGGGACACCCCCCACCCCCUGCGGGCCCAGCUCAUCGACCGCUGCGACCACCUGUGCGACGAGAUCAGCCUGGCCAGCCUGCGGCUCUUCGAGGAGCUCCUGCGGAAGCCUCACGAGCACGUGGCUCACAACCUGGUGCUGCGGAACCUGGAGGCCAGGGCUUACCUGCAGCGCGGCCCCCACGGGCCCGAGGAGCGCGGGCCCCCUGAGACGGAGCCCGAGGAGGACGGGCUGGACCUGGAGGAGGAUCCCUAUUUCACCGACGGAUUCCCAGACAACUUCGGGGCGACAAAAAAUUCUUCCCCAGCGUCAACCCCAUCGGGGAAGGGGCAAGCGAGCGAGGUGGUGAGCAGCUUCCUCUGCUUGGUCCCCGAGGAGGCCAAGACCUCCUCGUGCAUGGAGGAGGGCGGAUACGACACCUACGUGCACGAUGCCCUGGCAAUGGUCCAGGCGUGCCGUGCCAGCGCGGCCCCGUGGGGGUGGCCCUCGUCCCCCUGGCCCCUGGACUCCUGUCAGCCUGCAGUGGCUUUUUACGAGGGACACUUCCUCAAGGUGCUGUUUGACCGUUUGAGCCGGAUCCUGGAUCAGCCCUACAGCCUGAACCUGCAGGUGACCUCAGUGCUGUCUCACCUGGCCGCCUUCCCCCACCCCCACCUCCAUGAGUACCUGCUGGACCCCUACCUCAACCUGGCCCCUGGCUGCCGCUCGCUCUUCUCCGUCCUUGUCAGGGUGAUCGGGGACCUGAUGCAGCGGCUCCAACGCGUGCCCCACUCCAGGGCCAAGCUGCUCCUGGUGCGCCAGCAGCUCCUGGGGCUGGUGCCGGGAGAGCAGAUGGAUCACACGGUGCUGUUCAAGGGGGUGGUGGUGCUGGAGGAGUUCUGCAAGGAGCUGGCUGCCAUUGCCCUGGUCAAGGGACCACCCGAGGGGCCACCCUGAGCCCCCCCUGUUCGGCCAGGCUGUGGUGGCCACUGGGGAAGGCCCAGCGCACGUUCUGGUAGCCCUGCAACAGCCAGGAGCGGCCGUGGCACUGCAGGAAGGACCUCGCAGGAGGACGAGGAGGAGCCGAGUCCUUCGUUGUGGCCUUGGCCAGCCCCGAGGUGACGCCGGGUGCCCGUGCUGGGCGCGGAGCCGUGGCUGCUGUGGCUCCUCCUGGGUGGUGGUUCCUCCUCCUUCCCCGCGCUGUCAGAGCUGCCCCAAGCCCCCAAAGCUCCAGCAGGGAAUUUUUAGGCAAUAAUGGAGGGUGUGUGGGGCAGCGCCCCUCACUCAGCUGCAAGGACUCGAUUGUCCCCUGCCCUGGCGUUGUGGCAGGGGGAGUGUGACACGUGUGACGUGUGUGUGAUGUGUGUGGUCUGGCGGGGGUCUGUGCUCCCCAGACCCCGCCUAGCCCCUCCCCAGGGUGAUGGGACUCUGCUCCAAUAAAGCUGUGACUCAGCACCA
Messenger RNA from Parus major (Great Tit), 2684 nucleotides. RefSeq names its product family with sequence similarity 160 member B2 (gene FHIP2B). Lineage: Eukaryota; Metazoa; Chordata; Aves; Passeriformes; Paridae. The transcript has 17 exons. The coding region runs from base 147 to 2183 and encodes 678 amino acids. The record is from RefSeq and is a predicted model, not a curated record.